This is a messenger RNA of Physella acuta, 1760 nucleotides long. Its product is annotated as tumor necrosis factor ligand superfamily member 10. NCBI's taxonomy places the organism in Eukaryota, Metazoa, Mollusca, Gastropoda, Physidae. Gene Ontology annotation, biological process: immune response. Gene Ontology annotation, molecular function: tumor necrosis factor receptor binding. The record is from RefSeq and is a predicted model, not a curated record. Gene Ontology annotation, cellular component: membrane.
GGUUGCGGUUUACACAUAAACUACCUUCUCCAGUAUUUCAAAGUGUUAUGUUGUUAAACGCUCGCUGUUUUAAUUCAUUGUUGAAGAAAACGUUUGUAAACGGUUAUUAGCGUCAAGAAAAGUUAGUAAGGGAUCACAAUGGCUGCAGGUUAUGGAGUGUUUCAGUUUCGAUUUGCGCGGGAGGACGCUAGAGAAACAGUUUAAACUCAGACAAGAAAUCAUGAAAGCGUUUAUGUAUAACAAUAAAUCUGCAUGAUUUAUUGUUAUGUAUAUUCGGAAGAGUAUAACACAAAUAAAAUACACAUAACACGAUUUGAUAUUCCUUAUCUAAAAUCAACUUUUAAAAACUGUAAAACCUUCAUAACAACGGAUUUACGUAUUAAUUGUAUGCUCAAGUCGAGUUGUUAUUCUUGGAGAAAAAGAAAGAAAAAACAAAGCUUGACAAUUCAAGAACUUGUGUUUUUAUUUAGCUAUAAAACGUAGGUGAACUUUAUCACGAGUUUAUUUAUCAAGAUAUAAUACCGCGAGAUACGCAACACUCUCAGCAGAAGUAUGUAUGCCAACAGCAGCUUCAUGUCUGUGUCUAAGAAAACGAGCAGACGCCAAAAUAGCACGAUGUCAUCGAUCAGCGUCUCCAGCGACUCAUCGAUGUCCGUCAGAAGUGGCUCGACAGUUCAGUCCCCUAACACGUACUCCUUCGACCCUCCUAUCACCACCCUGCAAAGGCAGAACUCAAUACCGCUAGACUACGCACCCCCUCCGCCUAUUCCCUUAUCGAGAACACCUGAAUAUCGUAAUCAACAAGACCUAAUCCCAUUACGUCAACAAUUGUCUAUUGAAUAUGAACACAGUCGAGACCCACGGAGUCGAAAAUCAGGCCCAAACAUCCUGCGAAGAAGGAACCUAAUUCUUCUAAGCAUCGUGUCAUUAUCGUUGAGCAUCCUCUCCUCCAUGCUAAUCGCCUUCUUGUACUUCAACAAAGAGUUAAGUCAUGGCGAUGUUAAGGCAUCCAGCAUACAGGAGACCUGCUUGGAGUGCGCGGCCUUGAACUUUAUAAACGCGGAUGCCGAGUUGUUCCAGAAGCUCCUCAAGAAACAGAAAGAUGGCACGGAAUUAUGUUGUGCCAGGACCAGUGGCCAGAUGUCAGCAUUGAUUCAGUUGAUGAUUGCCAGUAAUUCAAACAUAACAUUGUCAGCCAAUCACAACAUGAAACAGUUCCUCUUUAGCCCAGUUAGUGCGCAUGUCAGCUUUCAAGAACCGGAUUCGCCGAUUGCAAACAUGUUCGAAAAGUCCAGUUUGAAGUUGUCCAACCCAGACGAUUGCCUGGAGCGCAACUGCAGACAUCACACCAGAAAUGUCACACUCAGGACAGACAGACUGGCCAUUGUACACCCAGGCUGGUACUUUGUGUACAGCAGUGUCUUCAUGCGUACGGUUACGUCAUGUUCCAGCCUAAAAGAGAAGAUAUGGGGCAAUUACAUAAUGCGACACAAGCGUAACAGACCCGACAGGACAGGUUGUUUGGUUAAAACUGCUCACACCUGCUGUAGUAACUGUGCAGCAGACUACCAUACAAGCUACACAGCGGGAGUGUUCAACUUGAUGGAGGGCGACGAGAUUUACAUCGAGGUUACCGCGAGUGGACUUGUGGGAUAUAAAAAGGAAUCGUCUUUCAUGGGGCUUGUUAUGUUGGGCAGUGACAAGAACGCAAUGAUGGGACUUAAACAACUUUAAAUAGAGGACUUAAACAACCUUAAAUA